AUUCCAAACUAUUUCCUUUCACCCUUUUACUACGUUUAGCUGGAGAAGCAUGUUCUUUUCCGCCAGUGAUCAGUAGUCUAAAAUCAUUCAGUUUUAUUAUGGCAGGCACGUGGAAGGAUAUAACUGGAUUUCUAAAUUCUAUUUAUCAAAGUGUACCAGCUGUUCUGCCUCGGAAGGAAAUUGAAAAAGUAAUCAUAAAGGAGGUCGAAAUGGUUCACUUUCGAGGAACUUUUAUUCGACUCGCCGGCUUUUCAGGGGCAUUGUCGGUCAUAAUGGCAGCGUAUGGUUCUCAUGGUUUUGACAAGAGUGAUAUUAACCAACAACUGAAAAGGACGUAUGAAAUUGGCAACAAAAUGCAUAUGAUCCAUAGUGUGGCACUCUUGGCAUCCCCUAUGACAAGAAAACCUGUUUUGGUGGGCUCUCUGCUAACUGCUGGGAUACUGUUAUUCUCUGGUAGCUGCUACUACCAUGCCUUGACUGGAAAUCAGCGUGUCCGCUAUGUGACACCUUAUGGAGGGAUGUUACUGAUUUUUGCUUGGCUUGCCAUGAUGCUGUAAACUAUCUGACAUAGUGACAUCAGAUUUUUGCAGUAGGUCUUGUUUCCCCUGUUUUUGUGAUCACACAACUAAUUCUUUUAAUCUAAUUAGCUUUCUUAAAAGAUCCUUUGCGGAUUGUGUGAUAGUUUCUUUUCUUUAGUGGAUCACAUGGUGAACAGAUGGCAGUGAAUAUGACUGCAGUGAUGAGGAUUUGGGUUUAUUGUACAGUAAAAGGUUAAUACAUUUGCCAAAUUUCUAUCCCUUGCUAUGUGUCUCAGAGUAAAGUGUCAAAACAGGACGAAAAACAACAUUGCACUGAGCAGUGGGUGAAGUAAAAAGCAGGAUUUUCUUUUUUCUGGACAAUACACUUGAGCAUUUUAUAGUAGUAUACUGUUUGUGUUUUGAGCAGUGAUGUUUGGUCGCAGGGGUUUUUCAAGCCGAAGAGAAGAAAAAUAGCAUGAUCCAGUGUUGAUGAGUUAAUCACGAAGAAAGUCUGUUAAGGUAGGGACCAUUAUAGCCAGUGAAGGCAUGUUGUGAUCCAUAAACAGGAUGCAGUAUAGUGGUUGUGCCUUUAGCCCAUAAGGUUGGUUUUUAUUCAGGAAACUGUUAACUGCAUCAGGGAUAUAAUUAUGAAUAUCAUCAUUGAGUUGGACUCCUUAGCUUCUACAUAUAUAUAAAACAAAUGUGAAAUGUGAAAGAAACUGCAAAAUGCAAACAACAUAUUGGUUCAUAUUUAUGUGAUGCAGUAAUGGUGGUAUGUUUAAAAGCAAUAAGUUUUGCAUUUUGAGCUGAGUUUUGCUAGCUGCAGUCAAGUCAUUCUGUGAUCCGUUUAAAAUGAAGUAAUUAUGUCCCAGGAAGAUAAAUUGUCAUGUAAAAAUUCUUUACUUUUCUUGUGAAUUAAAGAAUCUGCUGAAGUGUUCUGGAACCAUUGAUAAAAUUUAGUAAGAUGAGACCAAGUAGAACAAAUUUCAUAAUCUUUAUCAAUAUCUAUUGAAGAGAGCUACAGUGUUGCAAGGCAUAUGUAAUUUACUUGUCAUUUGCCUCCACAGACUGUAAUAUUAUGUGAUGGGAGGUGGCAUAUAGUGUUUAUCUAAUUAUAUGAUUGUAUAUUAUAUAACAAUAAAUGUGUGAGCUUAAACUUUAACUGAGUUGAAGAAAAAAUAACUAUAUGCAGUUUGAUAUUCCAUUUAAUUGGAACAAUAUUUCAUAUCAUGGUUUUGGCAGUAUUUUUAGUUAACUUUACUUUUAGAAGACAUUGUGUUAUCUCCAAUGUUUUGAGGUUGUAUAGAGGUCUUUUACCCACAAACUGCAAAAAUAACCAAAAAUGCAUAUGAACAAAGAAGAAAAUGAACCAGGACUUCAAAGGGGUUGUUCUGUCACAAUGUAAGUGUUUGUCACCUGACUUAUAUCUCAUCUCUGUGCACAUCCUGGGUAUGGUAUAUGAACAAUAAAUGAGACAAAAAUUGAAU
This is a messenger RNA of Pomacea canaliculata, 2005 nucleotides long. RefSeq names its product transmembrane protein 256 homolog. Lineage: Eukaryota; Metazoa; Mollusca; Gastropoda; Architaenioglossa; Ampullariidae. The transcript is spliced from 4 exons. The record is from RefSeq and is a predicted model, not a curated record. Bases 99 to 557 code for a protein of 152 amino acids.